Messenger RNA from Xyrauchen texanus (razorback sucker), 2101 nucleotides. RefSeq names its product SEC14-like protein 2. The record is from RefSeq and is a predicted model, not a curated record. The transcript is spliced from 12 exons. The coding region runs from base 102 to 1289 and encodes 395 amino acids. Lineage: Eukaryota; Metazoa; Chordata; Actinopteri; Cypriniformes; Catostomidae. Gene Ontology annotation, cellular component: cytoplasm.
AAACGCUGCACAGCUGGUAGGAGGAGAUACGAGACAUCAUUCAGUCCUCAAGUCUUUACAGUCUUUUUCACUGCUGUUAUUUCUGGAGAACUCGUGGAAACAUGAGCGGUAGAGUUGGAGAUCUGAGCGUAAUACAAACUGAUUCCUUGGCUCAGUUUCGGGAGAGAGUUCAGGAUAUUCUGCCCCAAUGUCCAUCUCAAAGUGACUCCUUUCUUCUCAGAUGGCUCAGAGCCAGAAAUUUCAAUCUACAGAAAGCAGAGGCCAUGCUGCGCAAGCACGUGGAGUUUCGGAAACACAUGAAAGCUGACACAAUUACCACGGAGUGGCAGGUGCCAGAGGUAAUAGACAAGUACCUCUCUGGUGGCAUAUGUGGCCAUGACCGGGAAGGGAGCCCCGUUUGGUAUGAUGUUGUCGGCCCUAUGGACCCUAAGGGACUGAUGCAUUCGGCAACUAAGCAGGACUUAAUCAAGUAUAAAAUCAGAGACUGCGAGAUGUUGCAGAAAGAUUGUGAUUUACAGAGCGAACGGCUGGGUAAAAACAUUGAGACCAUUACUAUGGUCUAUGACUGUGAAGGUCUGGGAAUGAAGCACUUAUAUAAACCUGCUAUAGAGACUUAUGGAGAGAUUCUUACAAUGUUUGAGGAUAAUUAUCCAGAGGGACUUAAGAGGCUAUUAGUCAUUAAGGCACCCAAACUGUUUCCCGUGGCUUACAAUCUGGUGAAACAUUUUUUGAGUGAGGACACUCGCCGUAAGAUCAUCAUACUGGGAUCAAACUGGCAGGAGGCAUUACAGAAAUACAUUGACCCUGAGGAACUUCCAGCUUUCUAUGGGGGCAAACUGACUGACCCUGAUGGUGACCCCAGGUGUAGAACCAGGAUUACAUUUGCGUCAGAGGUUCCCAGAUCCUACUAUGUUCGAGACUCCAUUAAAGUGGAGUAUGAUCAGUGUGUGACUAUAGGCCGCAGCUCCUCACACCAGGUGGAAUAUGAGAUACUUGCACCAAACUCUGCACUGAGAUGGCAGUUUACCUGUGAUGGUGCCGAUGUGGGAUUUGGCAUCUAUUUGAAGAAGAAGAUGGGUGAGUGGAUGAAGGCCGGUCAGAUGAAGGAGAUUGUGCCGAAUCAGCGUUACAAUGCACACCUGGUACCUGAGGAUGGAUCCCUCACCUGUCCAGAACCAGGAGUGUAUGUACUACGAUUUGACAACACUUACAGCAUUUUCCAGUCCAAAACGGUCAGCUUUUCAGUGGAGGUCCUCCUACCUAGUAAUGACAACCAAUCAGGACCUUAAAAAUGCAAGAAUUGAAGACAGAAUUGAAGACCAAACAAAUAACAAGUAGCAACCUAUAAAAUUAUAUUGUAUAAAGAAUACUGCAUUGUAGCAUAACUAAAAACUUUGAUCUGUGUUGUAGUUCAUAAAUGAAAUGUAAUAAUGCUGCUCUCAGAAAAGAGGUGAGUAUUAAAUCAAACUGACCAAUCACUGCAAUAAAAUCUUGUUUGAGAAUAACCAUCUACAGUAUGAUGGUGGGAUGAUAUUUAUGGUUCACUCAUCAACAUCCAAUGAUGCUAUAUUGUUCACCGGCAUAUCUGGAUCCCAAUUUCAGCCAAUACGAUUCUUUACUUUUUGUUUUUCCGAGAUAAAGCUGUUAUCAAGUUGAUUUUUCAGAAUUGAAUUCCUUGAUAUUAAUGAGGUAUUUACUGUAUCAUUGUUAUUAAGUGUAACAACUGUAUUAAGAGUCACAAGACCCAAAUGUUAUGCUCAAAAGCAUAUAGUGUAUAUUAUUUGAGCUUUCCCAUGUGGAUAUUUCAUGACUGCCUUAAAUACUAGUUAUUUCACCUGUUUUUCUCAUUUAUAUUGGGAGCUCAGAUAAGACUGAAGACUAUUUUCCUCAGAUUACCUAAGGUUAAAUUAUUUUAUUUUAAUGGUAAACACAAAUAUGUGAACUUUUAAAACACAUUGUUUACAAAAAGAUUAUUAGAUUAUUAUCAGGAAUAUUGCAUUAAUAUUAUUUACUAAUUAUGCAUUAAAAUAUCAGAAAACAUUAUAGACCACAUCUCAUUUUCUUUCACUUUAAAGUAGAGUGUAAUACAACCAUUUAUAUG